UCCCGCCGGCCCUAGCAACCGUUGCUGAGGGGCGUGACUCGGCUUCGCGGAGCCGGAAGAUUCCCGCGGCUCAUGAAUAUUUGCAGAUUCAGAGGAGGCCCCGCCCCCGUUGCCUUGGCGCCCAGGCCCCUCAACCCCGCGGCCGGAAGAACAACCCCAAGUCGAAGAGAGCGCCCGGCGAAGGAGGGCGCCCGGGACCAAGUCCCCGGGGCUGGGGCACCGGGGCCGACCCCUCAGGUGCUGCCUGGGGCCACAUGCUGCCCUCUUGCCCAGAUGUUUGACCCACGGUGGGGAAAAAGCAGCUGCCUCCAGGCUGGAUGUGAAUGGACCAGGCCUGGGACAGAGCCCAGGGGCCUUGGCCAAGCAGAGCCAGUGUCCGAGUGCGGGAGCUGAGCUGGCAGAGCCGGCGCAACCCCCGCCCCCGGAGCAAGGCCCCGCGCGGCCGAGGGGGCAGCCGCAGCGAGUGGCUGGUGGAGGAGCACCUGUCACCUGCCCGACUGCAGGCCCUGGCCCAGGUGGAUGACCUCCGACUGGUGAGCGUGCUGGAGCUGUGUGUCAACACCCACGAGAACAGCCUGGGGAACUUUGGGCUGCACCUGCCCAACCUCAGCCAGCUGAAGCUGAACGGCAGCUGCCUGGGCUCCCUGAGGGACCUGGGCACCUCCCUGGGCCGCCUGCAGGUGCUGUGGCUGGCUCGCUGCGGCCUGGCUGACCUGGACGGCAUCGGCUCCUUCCCGGCCCUGAAGGAACUCUACCUUUCCUACAACGACGUCUCGGACCUGAGCCCGCUGUGCCUGCUUGAGCAGCUGGAGGUGCUGGACCUGGAGAGCAACUGCGUGGAGGACCCGGGGCAGCUGUGCUACCUGCAGCUGUGCCCGCGGCUGGCCUCGCUCACCCUGGAGGGCAACCCGCUAUGCCUACGGCCCGGCCCCGGCCCCGCCCACCAGGUGCCCCAGGGCUACAACUACCGGGCAGAGGUCAGGAAGCUCAUCCCCCAGCUGCAGGUCUUGGAUGAGUUGCCGGCCACACACACAUGCCUGCCGACCUCCCGGAAGCUGGACCACGACUGGCUCAUGGUGAAGGAGGCCAUCAAAGAGGGCAGCGUCCUGCACAGCCUGCUCCCCGGGCUGGGUCGUCCCCACGGAUCCCCCGUUUGGAGACUCAGCCCCGAGCUAUGCUCACCUGAGACCCAGCGCAGGGCCCCCAGGCCCUGGCCCCGCUCCCUGCUGGUCCCCGGGGGCCUCCUGCCUGAAGGCCUUCUUCCCCAGAGCCCAGCCCCAGAGGACGACGCCAGCAGCCUCACCCACGGUGCCGGCCGGGUCCUCUGUGGAAACCCCACCAAAGGCCUGCAGGAGCGUCGGCACCAGUGCCAGGCUGGGGCACACCCACAGAGGCUGCCGCCUCCCGGGCCGGAAGACCUGGCCACCCGGGCCUCCGCCCCAGGGCCUGACCCUGCAGACAGCCGCCGCCACCUGGCCUCGGCCGGGCUUCCGGCCUUGAGGGAGCUGCGCCUGCGUCCCCUCCCCAGUAGGUGCCUGGAGUCCCCGGAGGAGGGGGCCGCCGCCCCCGGGAGCCCACAGAGGGGCCCUGAAGAAGAGCAGGACAAGGCUGGGCCCAAGACUCGCCCCAGCCCCCCGAGCCUGGCCCCAGAGCCUUCCAGGACCUUGGGCUACAACCUGACCCCCUCUCCUCCCAAGUCCCUCAUGCCAUCUGACAGGGGCAGCAGCUCCUGGGGGUCCACAGAUCUGCAGUUCCGGGGGCGUCGCCUCAGAGCCCUGGGUAGUCUGGGGCCUGGCCUGGGUCAGGGGCUGGCUGCAGUGACUGCUCUGAGAGCCCUAGAGGUGGCCUCAGGCCCCAGCCCUCGAGCCGAAGGCUGUCCAGGCCCAAAGCCAGCACCAGAUCCAGCGGCCAGACCCCCAGCCUCCGGUGCAUGCCGCACCUGAACCUCAUGACCCCAGCCCAACCC
Balaenoptera musculus (blue whale) is the source of this 1966-nucleotide messenger RNA. It is a transcript of the gene LRRC56, whose product is annotated as leucine rich repeat containing 56. NCBI's taxonomy places the organism in Eukaryota, Metazoa, Chordata, Mammalia, Artiodactyla, Balaenopteridae. The coding region runs from base 324 to 1943 and encodes 539 amino acids. The record is from RefSeq and is a predicted model, not a curated record. Gene Ontology annotation, molecular function: protein binding. The transcript has 13 exons.